This is a messenger RNA of Triticum urartu, 3008 nucleotides long. NCBI's taxonomy places the organism in Eukaryota, Viridiplantae, Streptophyta, Magnoliopsida, Poales, Poaceae. The record is from RefSeq and is a predicted model, not a curated record.
CAUACAAGUUGCCUUCCAGUUACUGUUUGUUGUUUGUAUGUUAAUUAUGAGAAUAGUUUUCUCCAAACUUACGAGUAAAGUUUUUAGCAUACUAUUUAUCUUCAGAUUAACUUGUGGAAGCAGUCCCGGUGACAUAAUUUAGCUUCUUACUUUCUAGGUCAUGUUAGGUCUCAACCCUAGAAUUACCAAAUGUUGGGUACCAAAAUUUAUGUUGUAGUUAUUAACUUGACCUAGUAAUCAUUAUUUCUAGGUGAUCGGUUUGUAUGAAUGGUCUGGAAAUAAUUCGAUCAUUCCUGAAUUAUGGCUUGUCCCACAUUUUCUUCCAUUUCAUCCAGGUACUUGUUAUUUUGUGAGGGUAAAUAUUAUUAAAUCCUCGACAUAUAUUAUGCCCCUCACUACUAAAAUGUGCACUGACUUGCUAAGUUUUUUUCUACUAUCUAUCUUGUCCUUGUUUUUUUGUACAUUCACCGGUUAAUUUUCUUGAUUUUCUCCUUGUGAAUUUUAUACCGUACAUGACAAUAUUGACAUGUUGAUGCAUUCAUUUAUUCUCUAUUAACUAUGUCACUAAUUUUGAUUAAAUUUACAAUGUUACAUGGAGUUGUUAGCGAUAUAAGAAAGUAUUUAUUCCAAGCUGAUGUGUCCGUAAACUGUAGAUACUUGGAAAAUAUUUUAGUAGACUCAAACUUCGUUGCACCCAUUAUAUUCAGUGGACGCUGAUAUCUGGGAUUCCACCUGUUAAAAUGGUAAUAAGAAAUAGGACUUAAUUGUAAUGUAGUAUAAUAAAAUGCAAAUAUAUAUGUGAUUGAUAGUUUUGAAACUUGACAUGUAACUUUGUGAAAUGUUUUCGAUCAUUUAUGACCACUUAGGGUAGUGUGGUGCCCUGGGGGAUAGUUGUCCCCCCAUUUCGGGGCUACCUUACAAUCAUUGUGCCUUAUUAGAUUGUUACUGGUGGAAAGAUAUAUGGUCACAUGAAUUCCUAGGAUGGUGUGGACGGUGGUUGAAGGAGUACGCUAACCCCCAAGGGUAGUAAAUCCACACUCUUCGGUGUUAUUAUGAGUGUAAGUUGAGAACAUGCAUACAGCCGAUGAUGGUUCUAUACUAGUAAGUAACAUGUGUUACUUCUUUGUUUUGAAACUUUAAUUCUUAAGUGCUAUGUUUUGUUGUUUAUGUGGCUAAAAGGUAAUGAAUCAAGAACCAUUCAGCACUCAACAUCUCCAAGAAUGCGUUUGGAUGUUGCAUUUAUGAUCAUUUUUUAUUAAGGUGAACUUUAUCUUCCACAGGACGAUUCUGGUGCUUUUGCCGGUUGGUUUAUAUGCCAAUGUCUUAUCUUUAUGGAAAGAAGUUUGUUGGUCCAAUUACACCAACAAUAUUGGCAAUAAGGGAGGAGCUAUAUAGCACACCAUACCAUGAGGUCAAUUGGAAUAAAGCACGUGUUACUUGCGCCAAGGAAGACCUUCGUCAAACACAAUCAUUGCUGCAAAAUGUUAUUUGGACAUGUCUUAAUAAAUUUGUGGAACCAGCAUUGAAUUGCUGGCCAAUUAAUAAGCUAAGAGCCAAAGCACUGAAAAAUCUCAUGAAACAUAUGCAUUAUGAAGAUGAAAGUACUCAAUAUAUCGGUAUAUCUCCAAUUAACAAGGCACUAGAUAUGAUUUGUUGUUGGAUUGACGAUCCAAAUUCAGAUGCACUGAAGUUACAUAUUCCAAGGAUCUAUGAUUAUUUUUGGCUUGCAGAAGAUGGCAUGAAAGCACAGGUGUACGAUGGUUGUCAAAGUUGGGAGAUAGCUUUUAUUAUCCAAUCCUAUUGCUCAACGGACCUUGUUAAUGAGUUUAUUCCAACACUUAAAAAAGCCCAUGAGUUCUUGAAAAGUUCACAGGUUCUUGAGAACCAUCCCGACAGCGAAGCUUAUUACCGCCAUAGAUCGAAAGGUUCAUGGACACUUUCAACAGCAGAUAAUGGCUGGUCCGUAUCAGAUUGCACCGCAGAAGCACUUAAGGCAUUAUUUCUAUUGUCAAAGAUCUCUCCCAAUCUUGUGGGGGAGCCCAUAAAAGGACAAAGGUUGUAUGAUGCAGUGGAUUGCUUACUUUCUUUCACGGUUCUCAACCCUUCGGAGUCAUUUUUGAAUAUUAUGGUCGAUUAUCCAUCUGUCGAAUGCACAUCAUCAGUGCUUGAAGCCUUGAUUAUGUUUAGUGAAAUUUACCCGGGGUACCGCAAAGCUGAGAUAGAAAAAUGCAUAAAAAAUGCUUCCAUGUUUAUUGAGGAUAGUCAACGAAAGGAUGGCUCAUGGUUUGGCACUUGGGGUAUAUGUUUCACUUAUGGAACAUUCUUCGCUGUAAAAGGAUUAAUUGCCUCUGGAAGUACAUAUGAAAAUAGUUCCUUCAUAAGCAAAGCAUGCAACUUUCUGUUAUCAAAGCAGCUAAGUACAGGUGGAUGGGGUGAGACUUAUCAUUCUAGUGAAACUGAGGCUUAUGUGGUUGCUACUAGUCCUCACGCAGUCAACACUGCAUGGGCAAUGUUGGCUUUAAUUUAUGCUGGGCAGGUAUGUUUUGUUAACAAUUCAUUUUUAAACUAUUCUGAUAUCCAUAUGAUAUUUCCAUACCAUGGUCAUUCUAUUCAGGUAGAACGAGAUCCCACACCACUAUAUCAUGCUGCAAAAGAAUUGAUGAAUAUGCAACUAGACACAGGGGAGUUUCCCCAGCAAGAACAUGUUGGGUGCUUCAAUUGCUCCUUUUACUUCAACUAUGGCAACUACUGCAACUUAUAUCCCAUUUGGGCUAUUGGAGAGUUUCGUCGUCGACUACUUGAGAAGAACUGAAACCGAUGAACACUAUAUGUUACUUCAUUGCUCGUAGGUGUAACCGUGCCUAUUGCAAAAGGAAGUAUAGACAAACUACAUAUAUGUAAAACAUAUAUCCUUAGCACCAAUUGACUAAGGAAAAACACACUAGAGAACAUUGGUAUCUUAUGUACUAUAAUGAUAUGAAAUGUGAAUUAUGUUGCUCUGCGUGGUU